ACCUGGGCGCCUCCUCCGAGCUAGUACCUGCACCGGGCGCUCAGACCAUGGCUCCUUGGCCUGAGUUGGAAAAUGCCCAGCCGGACCCCGGCAAAUACAUCGAAAGGGGUUCUGGCCAGCAGGCCCCCACAGCUGAGAAUGGCAAGGAUGCCAGUCACAAUGACGCCGGGACCCCUGUGACCAAGAUUGAACUUCUGCCAGCGUACUCCACGGUGGCACUGAUAGAUGAGAUCGCAGAGGAAGACGAUCCCUGGGACCUGCCUGCACUCCAGGACUCGGGGGUCAAGUGGUCAGACAGAGACACCAAAGGGAAGGUCCUCGUUGUCUUCCAGGGCAUGGGGAAGUUCAUCUUGCUGCUGGGCUUCCUCUACCUGUUCGUGUGCUCCCUGGAUGUCCUCAGCAGUGCCUUCCAGCUGGUCGGAGGCAAAGUGGCAGGGCAGUUCUUCAGCAAUAACUCCAUCAUGUCCAACCCCGUGGCGGGGCUGGUGAUCGGGGUGCUGGUGACCGUCCUGGUGCAGAGCUCCAGUACUUCUUCGUCCAUCAUCGUCAGCAUGGUGGCCUCCUCAUUGCUCACGGUGCGGACCGCAAUCCCCAUCAUCAUGGGAGCCAACAUCGGGACCUCAAUUACCAACACCAUUGUGGCGCUCAUGCAGGCCGGGGACCGCAAUGAGUUCAGAAGGGCCUUUGCGGGGGCCACCGUCCAUGACUUCUUCAACUGGCUCUCUGUGCUGGUGCUCCUGCCCCUGGAGGCUGCCACCCACUACCUCGAGAUCCUCACUGACCUCGUGGUCAACUCCUUCAACUUCCAGAAUGGGGAGGAUGCCCCGGCACUUCUGAAAGUCAUCACAGACCCCUUCACAAAGCUCAUUGUCCAGCUGGAUAAAGAUGUUAUCAACCAAAUUGCCAUGAAUGAUGAAUCAGCCAAAAACAAGAGUCUGGUCAAGAUUUGGUGCAAAACUCUCACCAACGUGACUCAGAUGAAUGUCACCGUCCCCGGGCCCGAGAACUGCACCUCCCCUUCCCUCUGCUGGACAGAUGGUUUGAACACCUGGACCAUCAAGAACGUGACCCACAAGGAGAACCUGGAGAAAUGUCGUCACAUCUUUGUGAACUUCAACCUCCCGGAUCUGGCUAUUGGCAUCAUCCUGCUGAUCGCCUCCCUCGUGAUUCUCUGCGGCUGCCUGAUCAUGAUUGUCAAGCUCCUGGGCUCCGUGCUCAAGGGGCAGGUGGCAGUUGUCAUCAAGAAGACCCUCAACACUGAUUUCCCCUUCCCCUUUGCCUGGGUCACCGGCUACCUGGCCAUCCUCGUGGGCGCAGGCAUGACCUUCAUCGUGCAGAGCAGCUCUGUGUUCACAUCUGCCAUGACCCCGCUGAUCGGUAUUGGUGUGAUCUCCAUCGAGAGGGCAUAUCCGCUCACCCUGGGUGCCAACAUUGGCACCACCACCACCGCCCUUCUGGCCGCCCUGGCCAGUCCUGGCAACACCUUGAGAAGUUCAAUCCAGAUCGCCCUGUGCCACUUCUUCUUCAACAUCUCGGGCAUCUUGCUCUGGUACCCCAUCCCCUUCACCCGCCUGCCCAUCCGCAUGGCCAAGGGGCUGGGCAACAUCUCCGCCAAGUACCGCUGGUUUGCAGUCGUCUACCUGGUCGUCGUCUUCUUCCUGAGCCCGCUGGCUGUGUUUGGCCUCUCGCUGGCUGGCUGGCAGGUGCUGGUGGGCGUGGGGGUGCCCAUUGUCCUGGGCAUCGUGCUGAUAGUGGUCAUCCGGCUGCUGCAGUCCCGCUGCCCCAGCGUACUGCCCAGCAAGCUGCGGAGCUGCAGCUGCCUGCCGCUGUGCAUGCGCUCGCUCAAGCCCUGGGAUGGCGCAGUCACGGUGCUCACCACCUGCUGCCAGCGGCGCUGCUGCUGCUGCUGCCGCGUGUGCUGCCGGGCCUGCUGCCUGCUCUGCGGCUGCCCCAUGUGCUGUCGCUGCAGUAAGUGCUGUGAGGACCUUGCAGAGGAGCCGGACGUCCCCAUCAAGGUCUCUGGGGACAUGGGAAAAGAAGGCAAGGAUGGGGCCCGCUGCUCCCCAGUGGAUGCCCUGGGCACAAAGAUUGUCUCCAGCAGCACCGCCCUGUAGGGGGCGCCCUGAUGCCUCGGGCAGACUCCCUGAGGCCACACCUCCAGGCUCCUGCAAGCUCUGCAGGCCUUGCUCCACCAGGGACUUGUGCCCCAUUGGAAAGACUUGAUCUCAGUCCCAACUUUCACCCUGAAUUCAGUCCCCAUUGCCAGGAGUUUUUAUCUCACCCCCUGCACCUGGGCCUUCCAGGUCAGGAAGGUGCAGUGCAGGCAUGAGAAUCAGAUAGUAGAACUGGGUUCCAGAGAUGUCACACCAGCCCUACACCCUGCCGGGAGUGGGGGCAGGUGCACCCCCUUGCAGUCUCAAAACAUCCUUUUCUGAAGGUUCACUUUGGGGAGGGAUUUAUGAAUGGUUCCCCAAGGUGUCAAAUGUGUCAAAUGUGACUGCGUCCAAGUGAAUGUGUACACAAGUGCAUUUCUUUGUUGCACUAAAGCUCAGACAUCUCUCUCCUUUACCAAAGACUUGUUUCAGUCAGGAGCCGCUGCUCCCAGCCCAACGCAGCUCAGGGGAAAUUGUGCAAUUGCUGGGAGGCCUGGAGAAGACAGCAGCUGUGGGCUUUCCCAAUGCCCUUCCCUCCCCCCCCCAUGAUCUGCUCACCUGGGCAGGUCUGACUAGCCAAAGCAGUUCACCUGCUGGAUCUUCACUGGAGUUUCCAGGAUGGGAAAGUCAUACUGAGCUACGGGGCUUUUACACCUGCUUUGCUCCGUUUGUCAUCCCAUGUUCCUGAGAGGGGUCCUUCCUGAGCUGAGCACGUACAGGGUGUGGACCAGGGCAGGGUGGGCACUGGGCAGAGAUAUUUACCUGCCCAAAGGACUCAGGUUCUUCUUAAUUUGGCUAAGUUAGACAUCAGACUGGUAGUUGCAGCUAAGGCUCAGAGUUAUCCCCUUGAUUAGAUUAUCCUCUUAGUCCAUAGGUCUAAGAGGUGGGUCCUUCUUGCCCCAGAUACCUCCCAUGUGCCUUCUAGAACCCCCUGGUCUGUGUACACUCCUCUCUCUACUGUCAGCACCCUCACUGAUCCCAAUUUCCCUGGUGUGUCAUUUCAGCUGUGGUGGUGGUCCCUCUACCCCCCGGACCCUGUCCUCCCCAUCAAAGGCCCCAAACAGAGCCAUCUAGGCUCCAUGUUUAUAGGCAGGCACCUGUACGGUCUUCUGCAAAUUAUCUGCUAAUAGUCAUGUGAUUUGUGCGUUGUAGUGCUUCCACUUGGAGACAAGGCCGGGUUCUGCUAUAAAAUGUAAAUAAACACCCCCCCACACUUGUACAUUUUGUAAUACAGCCUUUUCAACAUGCCUCUGAAGCCAUGCCCACACCGCACUGUAAAUUAAAUACGUCAGUUAAGCCUGG
Messenger RNA from Erinaceus europaeus (western European hedgehog), 3455 nucleotides. RefSeq names its product sodium-dependent phosphate transport protein 2B. Gene Ontology annotation, molecular function: sodium:phosphate symporter activity. Gene Ontology annotation, cellular component: vesicle; apical plasma membrane; brush border. The record is from RefSeq and is a predicted model, not a curated record. NCBI's taxonomy places the organism in Eukaryota, Metazoa, Chordata, Mammalia, Eulipotyphla, Erinaceidae. Gene Ontology annotation, biological process: sodium-dependent phosphate transport; intracellular phosphate ion homeostasis.